AUGAAGUGCGGCCAUUGCGGGACUAACGAGAUAGACUAUGAUGCUGCUGCUGGACAUAGUUUCUGUACCAAGUGUGGAUAUGUGGUUAUUGAAAAUACCAUAGUAUCUGAAGUAACAUUUGCCGAGUCGGCUACUGGAGCAGCUGUUCUGCAAGGCUCUUUUGUGGGACCGGACCAAAGAAGACCCCGAACAUCAGGUCCGUUCCGCAGACAUGGCUCACAAGAAUCGCGAGAACAGUCAAUACAGAAUGGGCGAAGAAAGAUCCAACAACUAGGUAGUGCUCUUAAAUUGUCAGAACAUCAUAUGGACGCAGCACAGAGGUAUUUCAAUCUUGCCAUCACAAAUAAUUUCAUCCAAGGACGCAAAACAGUUCAUGUGGUCGCCGCCUGUCUAUAUAUUGUCUGCCGUAUAGAAAAGACAAGCCAUAUGCUGAUUGACUUCUCUGAUAUAUUGCAGGUCAAUGUGUUCACACUGGGUUCAACCUUUCUCAAGCUAGUCCGAGAACUCUGUUUAAUCCUUCCGCUCGUAGAUCCCUCGUUGUAUAUUACACGCUUUGCAUCGAUGCUAGAGUUUGGAGAAGAAACUCAAAAAGUCGCGUCUGAUGCUCUACGAUUGGUACAGCGUAUGGAUCGGGAUUGGAUGCAAACAGGCCGCAGACCUGCUGGCAUUUGUGGGGCAUGCCUGCUUAUUGCGGCUCGGAUGAACAAUUUCAGAAGAAGCGUGAGGGAGGUGAUUACAGUUGUUAAGAUUGCCGACGUGACGAUAAAGAGAAGGUUAGAAGAGUUUAGGAAUACACCGUCGGGACAAUUGACAGUACAACAGUUUAAGACAAUGUGGCUGGAACAAGCAUGUGAUCCGCCAGCUUUUACUAGAGCCAGGCAACAGGCAAAAGAGGAAGAGCGUAUGUUUGGUAGAGGGAGAGGUUUGGGGGGUGCAAGGAGCGAGAGGAGUGAGAAGGCCGGAGAGAAUGAAGCAGUCGAAGAUGGAAUUGAAGCUGAUGAGGGGGGUGAAGCAGUUGAUGGGGAAAGUGAAUCGGGCCUGGUAUCAAACGAUGGUCAACUGGUUACGGAAGAAGAGCAAGUAGAAAGCGCUGUGGAUGAUACUAAUAUAGACGCGCACAAUGCGCCAAAAGGACAUACUGGAGAUGCAACUAUAGACACUGGUUUAAGUAGCGAUGAUGAUGACGCUCGCAUCUUGACUAUAGAGGAGGCUGAAAGUAUAGUUGAUCAAGAACUAGAGGAUGAAGUAAAUAGAUAUCUUCAUGAUGACCUAUUACAAUCAGUAUCUUUAACUCUUGAUGCCAGCGAAGCCGCCACUCGUCGGGCGCUCGAAGAUAGUACUGAAUUGGGCUCUGAUUUGGACGAUGAUGAAGUGAAUGAUUGUCUAUUGACUGCUGACGAAGUUAAAAUAAAGACCCAAGUGUGGAUGCAAGAUAAUGAGGAGUAUCUAAAGGAAAUGGAAGCUAAACGAAAAAAGCAAGAAAUGGAUAGACAAAACGGGAUAGGCACAACUCGAAGGCGUCGACGAAUGAAGAAAGAUAAGCCCGGAGAGUUACCUCCAUCAACGACUCCAGCUGAAGCAGCCAGACGUCUUCUCGAAUCGAAAAGAGCAUCCAAGAAAAUUAGAUACGAGGUUUUAGAAUCUUUGUUUGAUAACAAUUUCAUGGCUGGUGCGACUGUUGCAUACGCUGCGUCGCCGACACCAUCUUGGCGUGAUUAUGAUGCUUCAAGCGUAAGUGGGGCAGGGUUAAGAACAAGACCCUCUUCACCAGGCAGUCAAGCUGAAGAGGACGAGUUUUCAGCCAAUGCAAGGAAACAGCUUGGUUGGGCACAGGAUGAUGACGAUGAAUAUGCUGACCCGUGGGAUGAGUACAACGAAGAUGAUUAG
Molecule: messenger RNA, 1887 nt
Organism: Paraglomus brasilianum
Lineage: Eukaryota; Fungi; Glomeromycota; Glomeromycetes; Paraglomerales; Paraglomeraceae
Source: the annotation of a GenBank genome assembly